AUGCCCCUUUUCCGGCUGAAGACGGUUUUUCCGUUGCUCGCUCUGUUGUCGAUUGGUGUUUUCUUCUGGUGCAUGGAACGUUAUGACCGAUCGGCACUACUCCGAUUCAAGCACCCGGUUGAUCAUGUCAACCUGGGAGGCAGUCAGUCUCAAAUUGACAUGUCCACCGAUCACCCGCAGACCGGAAACACUUGCGAAGUCGAUCCCAAACUUGCCGCCCCGCUUCCCUUCUCAGAAUGGCUCCCCCGCAAGAACUAUACUCGUGCCUACAUCCGCCCUCGUUUGGUGAGCCCCGAUACCGAGUUUCACACCUUGGAAGAAAUCGAGAAGCCCGUUCUCCCGCCUAUGGUCGCUAUGGAGCGUGGAAUGGUUGUAUCUCCCGAUAACGCUCAGGAUGUCUUUGUCUGCCCGGAGAUUAUCGAUGUUGAUGUGGCUGCCGAUGAUGAUGUGGAAGAAACCUCCAAGCUUCUGUUUGGCUUGGCUACUACCGUGGACCGUCUCGAUCGCCUGCUCCCCUCCCUCCUCUACACCUACGGCAACACGAAGGCUGGUUUAGUUGUGCUAGUUCCUGAAUCAGACGAUGACCUGGAGAAACAGGAAACCUACUUCCGAAACCGUGGUCUUGACUUGACACUGGUAGCUUCUUCGCUGGAUUUCACCGCUCGUUACUUUGGCAUGGUCGAGGCAUUCUCCGAGCACAUUCGCAAGCACCGCCCCCACACCACCUGGGUUGGAUUCAGUGACGACGACACGUUUUUCUUGUCUUUGCCCACCAUCGCCAAGGAGCUGAAGCUGUUUGAUGAGAACAAGAAGCACUACAUUGGAUCUCUGUCUGAGGCUAGCUGGCAAGUGGACACCUUCGGCCACAUCGCAUUCGGUGGAGCCGGUGUCUUCGUGUCAAAGCCUUUGCUGGAUGUUCUCAUGAAGUACUACGAGGAGUGUCAGUCCUGGGGUGAGCAACCCGGUGACCAGAAGCUUGGCCAGUGUAUCCAGCGCUUCGGAGACACCCCGUUGACCCUCUGGCCUUCUCUCUACCAGAUGGAUAUGACCGACCCUGUGGACGGUGUCUAUGAAUCUGGCCGCAAGAUUGAGUCCAUGCACCACUGGAACAGCUGGUACACCAAGGAUGUGGUGAAGAUGACCACAGUCGCAGCUGCAGCCGGUCGCAAGUCCGUGCUCCGUCGCUGGGUCUUUGACCAGGAAGAGACUGUCAACAACGCGACCGGCGAGUCCAUUCGCCACUUCUGGGUUCUGACCAACGGCUACUCCCUGGUUAAGUAUACCUACGACGAGAGUGUUCCGGAUGAUGCGAUCAAUUUUGAUGCUGUGGAGAAGACCUGGCCUGAGGAUCCCCGUGGAUUCGAGGAGCGCCUGGGUCCUCUCCGUCCUGCCGAGGAUGAAGGUGUGACUAAGGACCGCUGGUUGCUUCACGACGCCUACGUGGUUGGGGAUAAUGUACACCAGUUUUAUGUGCGUGAGGAAGAUGAAGGCCACAGUGUGAUUGAGAUUGUCUGGCUUGGCCCCAAGGGCGGCGGCGGUGGUGGUCUCAGCGAUCACCAGAUUCGUGGUACCUACCAGCAAUAA
Penicillium malachiteum is the source of this 1584-nucleotide messenger RNA. RefSeq names its product glycosyltransferase family 31 protein (gene gfsA). The record is from RefSeq and is a predicted model, not a curated record. The transcript has a single exon. NCBI's taxonomy places the organism in Eukaryota, Fungi, Ascomycota, Eurotiomycetes, Eurotiales, Aspergillaceae. Gene Ontology annotation, cellular component: membrane. Gene Ontology annotation, molecular function: acetylglucosaminyltransferase activity. The coding region runs from base 1 to 1584 and encodes 527 amino acids.